Chara braunii is the source of this 3235-nucleotide messenger RNA. NCBI's taxonomy places the organism in Eukaryota, Viridiplantae, Streptophyta, Charophyceae, Charales, Characeae. The record is from the annotation of a GenBank genome assembly.
CGGAUUUCCAUGAAUGAGCCUGAGCUGAUCUACCACUGGCGUCCUUCGUGACCAGGAGGUUUGCAGACCUGGUUGUUCUUUGACUUCCCCGUUGGAGAAAGAAGCUUAUUAACACAGGAGGCACAAAGAGCGCAGGUCUUGUUGUAACGCUAUCAGCAAAUGGCGUUCCUGGACAGGCUUCCGUCACGAGGGAAUUUCACGAAGACUACAUCAGGCAGUGUUGUUCAGGGGCUGUUGCCUGUUUACAUCUGCGAUCAUGACACGUCUCCACCAGAGGAUCAGUUCAUCAGGACAGACCCGACAAAUAUUUUGAUUCGAGCUUUGAAAAAGGGCAAGGAUGAUUCAAAGGCCAAAGAUCUCAAAGGCAAGGCGGCUCAAGAAGACCAUAAGGGGAAAAGGCCUGCAGAUGCCGGAUUGGAUGAUAGACCGACGAAACGAGUGCAUGCGAAUGGUGGCGGUGGUGGGCAUGCACCUGGAACUCAAGGAGCAGCAGGUGCAUCAAGCGGCCGAAAGGAGAACGCAGGUGGAAGCUCGGGUGGUGUUUCAGGCAAGAUGAGUGAAAAGGAGCUGCAAAACCUUACGGUCGAUAAGUUGAAGGCACUUUUGAAGGAAAAGGGACUUCCUCUAAAGGGAAAGAAGGAUGAAUUGAUUGCCAGAGCAAAGAGAGCGAUGUGAGCAUUCUUCAUCCUCAGGCUGUGUUAGAGGCUGAGAAAAAACAUGGUUAUGGAGGGCAGGGGGUGUUGAGGGGCCAAAAUCCUGAACCCUAUAUGCUAUUAGCAGCUGGACAGAAGACCACACAUGCUGGAAAGAAGAGCCAUUACACAAGACUCUCACAUGGACGCUAAAGGCAGCCUGGAUUAAGAAUUGGUGGUUGGCAUUGCUCCGCUGCACAACAUUGUACAUGCAUUUGGUCGCUUUCAGGACCAGGUACAUUCAAAAUGUUGGACUCGUCCGAAUGCACCUGGUCCUGAAAGCGACCGAAUGCAUGUAGAGUGAUGUGUAGUGGAGCAAGGCCCAAUAUUGACAUGAACGGCGCGGUUGUCUGACGAGCCGCAAUGGCAGCCUUGAGCAUUACGUCUACUUCAAAAAAGGGCAACGCCAUUCUCUGUCGCAGCACCAAGGCAGCAUCCACAUUACAAUCUCGGUUUUCGUCUCGGGUUUAAAAGGGGAUGCAAUUUGUCAAUGGCGGAUAUCGACUGACGCUUGCAAGAUUGCUGUCAACGGCCGAGAUCGGCUGGCAUUCGAAAGGUGAGGGGACAGAAGAGGAGGGGCCGUUGCACUGAAGAAAAGAGAGUUGUGCUUCACACAGGAGAAGACACACAGACGAGCAGACUCUUGGGGUGUCAUUCAUUCUUAGCUACUACGCCAUACUUUGCGGACGGGAGUUGCACCGGUGGCUCCUCGGAUUGACGACUGUUGAAAAGAUAGAGGGAUGGGCGAUAGGUGAUUACCGAAGACGUUUGCAACUUGUGCCUACUUCACAAUGGAGGCUGUGCUGUGUGGGAAGCUAGGGGAGAGAGUCGCAACCGGAAUAAGACAAAUGUCUUGCUACGCCGCCAUGCUCUGAGGACGGGAGUUGCAUCGGUGGCUCAGAUUGAUGACUGUUGAAAAGGUAGAGGCAUGGGCAAUAGGCGAUUACUGAAGACGUUUACAAAUCGUGCCUACUUCGCAAUGAAGGCUGUGCUGUGUGGGAAGCUAGGGGAGAGAGUUGCAACCGGAAGAAGAUAAAUGUCUUGCUCUCCUUUGUGCUGGGAGGAAUAUGGAUAUUCAUCGUCGAUUGCUGCUAUUUAUUGGAGCGUCCAACCCAACCCGACAGCUAUGCCCAUGUUUCGCGGUCAGCACUCUGUACAUUUUUUGUGAUGAUUUAGCCAAUCCCUCUCUCUCCUGUUGCACUUCCCUGCGCCCCUGCGGUUUCUCUAGAGAUCAGAGGUGAUUGUCCUGGAGACUGCGAGCCGUUCGACGCCUGCGCCCGAUAAACCUGUCGUGGGUGCUGACACAGGCGUCCUCAAAUCACGGACUUUUCCUUCCCCCGGAGUUGCACUGGUCCACUUCACGUCCAGCCCACAUCGUGGCCUUCAAGCACAGAGCUUUCCACAACAGCCGCUUCCAGAGGGCGCCUCCAACAGUGAGUGACAGUCCGUUCACAUCGUACUUCGACACACCGCACGCUGCACUUCGUGGAGGAAUAUGAUUGCAGCCGACGUAUGGGAAAGGUAGUGGUGGUUUAAAGUUUAAACCACCACUACCUUUCCCUGCUUGAAAUCAAUUAUGCACUGGUUAAUGCGGAACCCAAGCGGGGACUGGGCCGCCGUUGAUAAAUUGAACCAGCGGCCCAUUUUCUGUUUCAGGCGGUUUUUCCUGCCCCCGGCCGAUAUAUAUAUAUGGGAAAGGUACUGCUGGUUUAAGACACACCCCUUCUGUUCCGGGGAGCAGCAGUUCAGUUCACCUCCACCGGCAGGAAAAGCAAAAAGGCUGAUAGAACCAUAGCCACUGCUGCUUCUGACGCCGUGAAACAGAUUUCCUCCUCCACUGAUUACUUAGUCAAACAGCAUUGAUUGCUUCCAAAAGAAAGUAUAACUGCUGGCCCAUGUCAACCCUAAGUAUAGCGCUUCUAUGGAUUCGAUCACAUACUCAGCCGGAGAGACGGCUGCCCUCCACUGCAGCAAUCUCUUUUGCUAUCGUAAUUGUGAAGAACCCACCGCACAGAGAAUAACCUCCGUCCCGCCCUCCUGAGAAGGUGCCGAGGGCUGGUAAGUUGUAACAGAGAUACCAGCCCUCGGCACACAGGUGAUUCAGCGAGACUGUAUUCAUCUGAUCCCGCCCUCCUGAGCAGACCAUCCUAAAAAGCUACGAUCGUCGAAGUUCGUCAGAACGAGAAGAACCAUAACCGUACCAUUCCCAAAAGACCAGGGGGCAAGCAUAGCUUGCAAGCAGAAGCAACGGAACGUCUCCACUUGGUAUGAUAGCGAUUGAACAUUUUUUUGCAAUUGUUGCCAUCGGUAAGAGGUUAUAGGAGGGGGGCGCCAAUCGCUGUCAGGCAGUGGAGGCUUGUCAUUCACCCAUCCGAUUAAGGGAUUGAACAUCACCCUUCCCAACCUUCUCUCACACGCCAUGUCACCCCUAUUCACAACACAGCCUCCCUCCAUGGCAGAUCCUCUCGUCGGUUCGAGCGAGUUGGAGAUAGAUUUGAACAAGUACUGCACAACCAUUGUCUGAACAAAUACGAAACAUAGCA